Messenger RNA from Myotis daubentonii (Daubenton's bat), 1675 nucleotides. RefSeq names its product methyltransferase-like protein 21E. The record is from RefSeq and is a predicted model, not a curated record. NCBI's taxonomy places the organism in Eukaryota, Metazoa, Chordata, Mammalia, Chiroptera, Vespertilionidae.
UCUUAAAUAACUCUUGGCAUCAAAUUAAAAGAUGGAUCGCUUCGCCCAAAUAAUCUUCAGUCACUUGCAAGAGUGAUUUAUAUUCACCUAUUUAACCUUAGCUGUAUUCAUGAGACACUUACAUGGAAUAUUUCUACUGUUCUUCAGGCCCCUUAUUCAUGGGCGUUCCGACCUCAUUGCUAUAUAACCAGAGGCUCUGAGCUGCAGCUGUCAGGAUCCUAAUCCCUUCUGCAAGGACUCCAGGAAUUGCUGCCAGUGUGUACAGUAGCAAACUGCGUGCUCGCCUUUCAGGCACCAUCAGAGGUCUCAUCAGCAAAACAAAAGUUGUGGAUGAUUCUUUUUAACCUUCCAGAAUUUCAGCUAACUCGUUUAGUUUUCAAGCAGUGAUCAGGAAAACAUCAAUAUAUGGUCAUCCAUUAGUUCAUUGCUUAAUGGAUCCAGAAGCUCAAAAAGAUUAUUGUAUGUCUUCUAAUGAGCUUCUAAUUUAGCCUUCAGUUGCUGCUGCCAGAGGAGACAGAGAAGACAAUGAUGACAAGAAGGUGGUUGCAGAGAUCAUGGCAAGGUGUUUUUUUCCAGCUCUAGUAACAUCCAUCCCCUGGGAAGGAUUUCGUUUUGUUGGUCACGAGAUUCGAAUUACUGAAGCCAUGGAUUGUUAUGGUGCUGUUGUUUGGCCAUCGGCCCUUGUUCUAUGCUAUUUUCUGGAGACAAAUGUAAAGCAGUAUAAUAUGGUUGACAAAAAUGUGAUUGAAAUUGGAGCUGGAACAGGGCUUAUUUCCAUUGUGGCAAGUUUACUAGGUGCACAUGUGACUGCCACAGAUUUACCUGAAUUACUUGGAAAUCUGCAAUAUAAUAUAUCCCGAAACACCAAAAUGAAAUGUAAGCAUUUGCCUCAGGUUAAAGAACUCUCCUGGGGCAUAGCUUUAGACAAGAACUUCCCCAGGUCUUCCAACAAUUUUGAUUAUAUCCUGGCGGCUGAUGUUGUCUAUGCUCAUCCUUUCCUGGAAGAACUCCUCAUUACCUUUGACCAUCUGUGCAAAGAAGCUACCAUCAUCCUCUGGGUCAUGAAAUUUAGGUUAGAGAAAGAAAAUAAAUUUGUAGAUAGAUUUAAGGAGUUGUUUGACCUAGAGGAGAUUUCUAGUUUCCCUAGCUUGAAUAUUAAGCUGUAUAAAGCUAUGAAGAAAAAUCGAAGGAGUGCAUGAUAUCCUCAAAGGAGGACUUGGAAAGCAAAGGCAAUUUCUAGUAGAUGAUGACUUUAAAGAAGACCUUGGAUAAGAUGAUGCAGCACUGACUUUCUCAAGGGGGAACACAUGUGCACACGCACACACACACAUACACACACACACACACACUUACACACUUGCUAUAUCCAAGAUAGCAAUUUUCCAAUUUAUAGCACGUGGGUUUGGAGGAUGGCAAAGCCAUACUAUGUGGUUAGGACAGUGUCUGCUUUUUUAAUCCCUACUUCCAUAGAACCCUUGAUUAUUAUGAUCAUUGUAAUAAAUAGUGCAAUUAUUGUUAUUUUUAAUGGAUAACUGUAGAAUGGUGGUUUUCAAUAAUGAUAUCUCAAAAAAACUUAUAUUAUUCUCUCAUUAAAAGUAAAGAAAUAAACUAUAGUGGGAUAUGCAAAUAAAUCUGAAUGGUAAUAAAUAUACCAUUACCAUAAUAUAAUGGUAAA